Molecule: messenger RNA, 966 nt
Organism: Talaromyces atroroseus
Lineage: Eukaryota; Fungi; Ascomycota; Eurotiomycetes; Eurotiales; Trichocomaceae
Exons: 1
Coding region: 1-966 (321 amino acids)
Molecular function (GO): NAD binding; oxidoreductase activity, acting on the CH-OH group of donors, NAD or NADP as acceptor
Source: RefSeq, a predicted model, not a curated record
AUGGAGAUUGCUACAAAGUUCAAGAUCUACAUCCUGGAUCCGUAUCACCCUGAUGCCAUUGACCUGGCGUUAAAAACACGAAAUGCCGAGAUAAUCUUGCCUGGGGAUCCACGAACAGCGAACUGGCAUGCUGACGCCGACGGACUCAUGAUCAGGUCCGACUCGACCCUCACAGAGGAGGAUUUCGCCAAGGCCCUUCGGCUCAAGGUGGUUGUCAAGCAGGGUGUCGGCGUUGACAACAUCGAUUUGGCCGGGGCCAAGAAGCAUGGUAUUGCAGUGCAUAAUACGCCUGCAUUCAACAGUGAGAGUGUUGCUGAACUCUCCCUAACACUGACACUAGCGCUGAGCCGACGUGUCACUGAAAUUGACCGCGCAGUCCGUGGUGGUACCACGGUUAUCCGCUCCCAAGUGCUGGGGACCAGCAUGUUUCGGAAAACUGUCGGCAUAGUAGGCAUGGGGAAUAUUGGUCGUAUCAUUGGGCAGAAAUGGACCGGUGCCUUUGAAUGUUCUCUUGUUGCUUACGACCCUUAUGCCCCUUCAGAUGCUUGGGGGGAGAUUGCGCAUAGCCGUACCACCCAGCUGCAUGAUUUGCUUGGUGUGGCUGACGUGGUCACACUGCAUGUGCCGUUAGUUGACUCUACACGAAAACUUAUUGGCGCUCCUGAAAUUAAGGCUAUGAAGAAGACCGCAUUCCUAAUAAAUUGUUCGCGAGGGGGUGUUGUUGACGAGAACGCAUUGCUUGAUGCUCUAGUCAACAAACAGAUUGGUGGCGCCGCUCUGGAUACGACUGAAAUUGAGCCACCGACUCUAAUUACGUACAAAAAGUUCCUUGAACAUGAAAACGUGAUUAUUACUCCGCAUAUUGGUGGCAGUACUCAGGAGAAUCAAAGUCGCAACGGCUGCUUUGUUGUGGAAUCCCUGUUCAAGGCCUUGGAGGGCAAGUGGGCUGAUGGAAAGUUAGUAUAA